UCCAGGAUGUUGCUCCUUCUUCUUUUGUUGGGGUCUGGGCAGGGGCCACGGCAAGUCAGGGCGGGUCAAACGUUCGAGUACUUGAAACGGGAGCACUCGCUGUCGAAGCCCUACCAGGGUGAGGCGCCGGGGGCGAGGUGGUCGUGCUUGGGGAGAGCUUCCGGACCUGAGCUUGUCCGUAGAGGCGGGGGCAGUGAAAGGCUUCAUGGCCCCGACGAUGCUGCCGGCUGUGGGUGGGGGCACCGGGGGCUCUCGUUGUGUUUGGGAGCCACGGGUAAGAAGGGCAGGGGCCCGUUUACCCUCACCCCGACCCCGGAGUUAGCUCUGGGAGUUUCCAGCAGGUCGAAGCCGCACUCUCGGAUGCCGCUAGCGCCGGGCCUGGAGGAAGGGGAGCUUAGAGUUGAACAGGAGGAAUGUGGGAAGGGGAGAGCACUGCGACCGAUGGGAGUGAUUGAGGACCACUAGCAAUGAGCCAGGCUCCGGAUGGAGCUGUGGAUGUGCUAGAAAUAAAGCAGGCGGCAGACGUAGGGUAGAACUUGGCCGGACUGAGAAGAUAAAAUUCUGUUGUCAGUUAAGACACGUGUUCUUCUCCAGUCCAGGAGCCCUACUGAUGAAAGAGGCUGGUUAGCUUUGCUCUGUUUAGUGUUCGUAGACCGCUAGGCACAGCUUAUCAACCAGAAAAUUUACACGGUUAGCUACAAAGAAGACCAAAUCAGUGUAGAUGGCUUAAUCAACACAAGUCUGUUCCCCACUGGAAGAUAGGGGGACAGCAAACAAACAAAAACACAGAGUGCAAGAGUGUAUACACUGCUGCUAAGGGUGAUUAUUUACUUAGCAGAUGCCUCCAGUGCCUUCUCGUUGCUAAUACUGUGGGUUACACAGACACAAAGUUCUCACUCUCAAGGGGCUGAUAGUCUGAAGUAAGGAGAAAAGUAGCUUCACUCUUGGGUUGUUCAAAGAAAGAAUGUGAUUAAGCCCCAGAGCCCCAAAGGGUCAAGCUCUUUUGGUAUAACUGGGGGAACUUUUUAUUUCAUGGUGCUAAGCAUUUACUCACAUACAAAAUGGGGAAGAAUGGAUCUGAGCUGUGGCUACUGUGGCAUGGAUAAAGUGACAGCUCUGAUGUGCUCUGGGGUCUUCACCUGAGAAGGUCUUUGUGAAAGGAAACUGUAAAGAUGGUAAAGAGUUGAAAUGUUAUGAGUGACAGAAGGUGGGAGAUCGAGUGACAUGAAAGGAAAAAACGGUGAUGACUCCAGCUUUCGGAGGGUCCAUGGUGGCUUUCCGAACGGGUUGGUGUUGAAGAGAAUGAACUGAUCUACUUCCUCUCCGUAGGUGUAGGCACAAGCAGUUCCUCCCUGUGGAAUCUGAUGGGCAAUGCCAUGGUGAUGACCCAGUAUAUCCGCCUUACCCCAGAUAUGCAAAGUAAACAGGGUGCCCUGUGGAACCGGGUGCUACAUUGUCUUCCUUGAGGUAUGGCGCGAGAAGUGAAUGCAGUAUUCCUGGUGUGGCUGCACUGUGAUUUGGUACAAGUCCAUGUUUCCUGAGAGACUGGGAGUUGCAGGUGCACUUCAAAAUCCACGGACAAGGGAAGAAGAACCUGCACGGGGACGGCUUGGCGAUCUGGUACACGAAGGAUCGGAUGCAGCCAGGGCCUGUGUUUGGAAACAUGGACAAAUUUGUGGGGCUGGGAGUAUUUGUAGACACGUAUCCCAAUGAGGAGAAGCAGCAAGAGCGGGUUUUCCCCUACAUCUCAGCCAUGGUGAACAAUGGCUCCCUCAGCUAUGAUCACGAGCGGGACGGGCGGCCUACAGAGCUGGGGGGCUGUACGGCCAUUGUCCGCAAUCUCCAUUAUGACACCUUCCUUGUGAUUCGCUAUGUCAAGAGGCAUUUGACGAUAAUGAUGGACAUCGAUGGCAAGCAUGAGUGGAGGGACUGCAUAGAGGUGCCCGGUGUCCGUCUGCCCCGGGGCUACUACUUCGGCACCUCCUCCAUCACUGGGGAUCUCUCAGACAACCAUGAUGUCAUUUCCCUGAAGCUGUUUGAGCUGACGGUGGAGAGAACCCCAGAAGAGGAGAAGCUGCAUCGAGAUGUGUUCCUGCCCUCGGUGGACAACAUGAAACUGCCCGAGAUGACAGCCCCGCUGCCGCCCCUGAGUGGCCUGGCCCUGUUUCUCAUCGUCUUUUUCUCUUUGGUGUUUUCCGUAUUUGCCAUUGUCAUUGGGCUCAUACUCUACAACAAAUGGCAGGACCAGAGCCGAAAGCGCUUCUACUGAGCCCUCCUGCGAUCACGACCUCUGUGACUGUCACCCAGGAGUAUGGGAGGAGCAGGCACUGGCCUGAGCACAUAGCCAGGCGGGUCUUCUCUCGUCUCCAGCAGCUGGUCAAGGACUCGGUUCUGUCACUGGAGCUUUGAGUGCAGGGACGCUGCGUUCCCAUGGUCACCCAUGAGGACGUCUAACUCUGGAUCAGGAAGCCCACCCCCCUGGGCAAUGCUGCUGUGAUGUGCCUUUCCCCGCAGUCCUGCCACUUGGGAGCGAAGAGGGAUGGAGAGAACAUAGGCUGUCAUGAUGCCAAAACCACCCGAAAGAGUGUCAUAGCCCAGGCUGCCUUGUUGUUGGGCUCAGAGGACCCUCGUACUUCAUUCUUAAAUCUGCAAAGACUAGAAAACUGAUAACUCCUCAUACCUUCCAGCCAUCUGUCCACUGGUUUUUGCUUUUUGUCUAAGCCUCUCUCCACCUGAGGAGCUUUCCUUGGAAAUCUGGAUGGAAACUUCUUCCCUGCCUUGCCUUCCUCCCCUCCAUUCAUUGUCCUCUGCAGAUGCAACCUGAGCUGGAAAAGACAUCUGGCUGCCUCUCUCUUGGGGCCUGGGGCUACACAACAAACUUGAGUUUCACUGACCCUCAUUAGGUGGCCGUAGGGAGGGGGCAUUCUGCUGGGGCUCACGGCUCUAGCCUUUGUUCUUGCGGGUGAUCUUGGUUCUGUUGGUGUGGUCAUGACCCUCCCAAUUAGGUCCCUUUAGGCCCUCAGCCAGGUUUGGCUGAAAGCUGGUGUGCAGGUCAAGAGAAGCUUGGGAGACGUCACGGAUGCAGUGGGACUAACUGUGAAACUGACUGCUCCACUUUUUGACACCGAAAGCAACACCUGUCACAUGAUCUGACCACGUGGAGAUGUUUCUGGACUCUCUGGAGCCUGCUUAGCUGCAUGUCUUGUGUUCAUCAUAAUUUUUGGAAGCCUACUUAGAGUGUUCAAAAUGUAAGGAAACUUUGUUCUUAUAGCCUGAGCUUGGAUACUGCCCAAAGAGGAAACCUGGCUUCUCUUUCUUAAUGGAUAAGGAAUGGUUGUUGUAAAUCUGGAAGCAGUAGACCCCCGGCAUCUGUGCCUGGAAGAGUUCAUUGUCAUUUGAGCAGCCGAGCCUGAGUGUCCUCUGUGGGUCAGCCCUGAUUCCACUGCCUUACCUGAUGAGGGGUCACGUGCUGCUCACCUGUCUGCCCUGUGAUUCCAUCGCUAACAGGCCGGAGGCUCCCUGGAGGGCUUGGACUCUGAGCUCUCCUAGCUCUGUGCUUCUGUAGCCUGAGGGAAAGUCUUAACAUGGCUGAUGGAAACCAAA
Aethalodelphis obliquidens (Pacific white-sided dolphin) is the source of this 3603-nucleotide messenger RNA. RefSeq names its product lectin, mannose binding 2 like (gene LMAN2L). NCBI's taxonomy places the organism in Eukaryota, Metazoa, Chordata, Mammalia, Artiodactyla, Delphinidae. Gene Ontology annotation, molecular function: D-mannose binding. Gene Ontology annotation, biological process: endoplasmic reticulum to Golgi vesicle-mediated transport. Gene Ontology annotation, cellular component: endoplasmic reticulum-Golgi intermediate compartment; Golgi membrane; COPII-coated ER to Golgi transport vesicle. The transcript is spliced from 8 exons. The record is from RefSeq and is a predicted model, not a curated record. The coding region runs from base 1637 to 2269 and encodes 210 amino acids.